CGACUUCCGGCUGCGAUCGCGCGCCUUGGCGCCCGAGUGUCGGCAGCCUGCUAAGCGACGAAGCGAACUGUCGGCGAAGCCUUCAAUCUGCCACGGUCUCCAGCCAUGGCAGCAAGCGAUGCGGUCGACAAUUUUACAAACGACAGCGCCAUGAUGAUUGCGUGGGAGCGGGCGCUCGAGUCAAAGCGGCCCGACGCUCUCUUUGUCGACCCGCUUGCUGAGGCGCUGGCUGGCACCAAGGGCGAGACGCUCUCGGCAGGCUUCGGCAACAUGAGCCAGAUGUUUGGUUUCGAGGACUGGGCCGCGUUUCACAAGACGUGGGUCGCCGUCCGCACCCGUUUCAUCGACGACAGAGUCAAGGAGUGCGCAUGCGGCUUUAAGCAGCUUGUGAAUCUCGGCGCCGGGAUGGACACGCGACCCUACCGCCUCGAGUGCUACAAGGCGUUUGCCAAUGGCUCCUUCAACGUGGACAUGAAGGUGGUGAACGACGGCAAGGCUCGAAUCUUUGAGCGCGUGCUGCAGGCGCCAGCCGCGCACUGCCCUGUGCAUCGCGUCGAUCUCGACUUUAAGGACGAGGAGAGGACGCUAGCCACGGAGUUGGGGUCGGAGGGAUCGGCCUUCGAUGCCGCCGCACCGGCGCUAUUCAUCGCCGAGGGUCUGAUUAUGUACCUUGGCGCCUUGGGCAAGAUCAAGCUGCUGAAGGACGUCUCUGCGGUGGCCGCGCCGGGGUCCGUCUUUGUGUUGCAGUACAUGGACGCGUCUGAGAGCGAGGUGGCCAAGUCGACGCCGGGCGCACUGGACAAUGCUCUCAGCAAGGAGGAUGCGGCGCGGGAGCUGACCGAGCUUGGGUGGACGGACUUUGAGUUUAGCAAGUUUGGCGACGAGAGGCUGGACUUUGCGCGCUUCCCCACGGGACGAUUCCCGCCGAGCGCAGCCUUUUCCUUUUGCGUGUGCAUCCGACGUGAGGACAUCAAUGCUGAGGUGUGUGAGGACCUCUGUCACGGCUCACGCUCUGCAUGAGAACAGAGAAGCACUUGUGGAGCACUGGGAAGGUUUUUGUUGUUUGGUUUGUCCUGCCGACCCCUAGAGAGCCUAGUUCGCUUCUCCCAGUAAGCUAAAAGUACGUUACAUGUUU
This is a messenger RNA of Emiliania huxleyi CCMP1516, 1135 nucleotides long. RefSeq lists its product as hypothetical. The record is from RefSeq and is a predicted model, not a curated record. The coding region runs from base 106 to 1020 and encodes 304 amino acids. Gene Ontology annotation, molecular function: methyltransferase activity. The transcript has 2 exons. Gene Ontology annotation, biological process: methylation. Lineage: Eukaryota; Haptophyta; Isochrysidales; Noelaerhabdaceae.